CAAAUAUGUCGAAAACAAAAGUCUACAGCCGAAGCUUCAGCUGCCAGCCGACCUUUCCGAGUUCCUUCCGACUCGAGUGAGAUUUUGGGCAGGGGAGCCAGAGACGAGUACCAAGGUGCAUAGAGGUUCUGAAGGGGAUAGAGAUUGAGAGAAAUGGGGAUAGCGGGUAAGGCUGGAGAUUUGGCAUUCAUGGCAUUCACGGCGGGUCUUGGCGUCGCCACCAUUUACCUAUCCGCCACUUUCUCUGUCAACGUCUACAGAGGCCUUGCCUGGCACAAUGCUCAACCCAAGAAGAAUGAGAAUGUCGACUUGGAGGUGAAUCAUAAAGACCCAAGUACAUCCACGGUGGCAAGGCGAUCAUAUGCAGCAGCUUUGAAGACGGGUCAUGCUUCGGGGGUUCGCAGUGAGGGGAACAGUGAAAGUGGUUUGCAGAUCAUGCCUCAGAACCAGCUUGUCGCGAUGCACAAUUCUUUAAAGGAGAUGGAAACCCAGCUUAUCAAGUUGAAGGCAGCGAUAACUUUCUUGUCUACGAAAAUAGACAUGCUUUCAGCUGGAGGCAACAGGGUUGUAAGAAACAAGACUAAGAUAGGCCCGAAUCCUUUAGACUUAGAUAAAGGAAAACGGAAAAUCGGAUUUAGUCUUUUACCUAUAACCAGAUCCAAGAGAGUAUGGCUGGUCAAAAGGAAAUCUGGGUUAUUUAAAGUGGGUUCUACAUCAGGUAUCAACGUAGAGACAUCAGUAAUGGAAUGCCAUUCGCCUCAGGUAACACAUGAUAGAUUGAUAGUCGAUAUUAAACCCUUGGUACCCAAAGAAAUUAUGGCUCCCUCGUCGGAGUUGAAGGAAAAUGGUGUACUACCGAAGUCUGAAGGAGAUGUAAGACCCGUUGAAGUUGUACAUAAAGGGUCACUAGAAGUGAAGGGACUUGAUGUCAUACCAUUGGAGAGAACCAAUGGAGUUGCUAAGGAGGUAUGGGAUUUGAAUAUGGGUUUGGCGUCGGUGUCUUGUGUAAAGGAAUGCCUAGAGUCGGGAGUGCAGCUGGAUACUGGGUCUGGGGAUAAUGUUGCUUCCCUGGUCUCUCUUCCUCCAAUAGCAGAUUGGAUUUUGCCUAAAGUUAACGAGAUUCAGCAGUUCGUGGGAAUUUCACAUGGAGGAUGUGAAGACCAAUUCAAAGAACUAAUCACUGCAAUUGAGGCAAGCCACGCUCUUGAAACCAAAUCAAGUUUCAAGAAAAGCAGGGAGCUACAACGUCUCUCUUGGGCAAUCAACUACAACGCUAAGGGUGGUAGCUCAACUAGAGGGAAAUUUAAAGGGAGGGCAUUGUGAAGACGGAAAACAAAGGGUUGGGGUGAGGUUUUCGAGUAGAGUUGUAGUUCUACGGGAAACAAGGGGUUGGGGGCUUGGUGUAUUUUGGGUUGUUUUUCACGGGCUUUUUGGAUCAUUAUGGGCAAGGUGUUUUCUUGUAUACAUUCAGUAUACUUAGUUACUCUUUUUGAUAUAUAUAAUAUUUUUACUUAUAAAAAAAAAAUUAAUAUUUAGGAAGGCAA
Molecule: messenger RNA, 1544 nt
Organism: Juglans regia (Persian walnut)
Lineage: Eukaryota; Viridiplantae; Streptophyta; Magnoliopsida; Fagales; Juglandaceae
Exons: 2
Coding region: 154-1323 (389 amino acids)
Source: RefSeq, a predicted model, not a curated record